CCGAGGAACAAACAGGUCUGAUGACACUGAAAGAGGAGAGUGAAGUUCUGAACGAAACGGAUGAGAAAUAUAAGCUUGAGAAACAUCAGGAGUUCAUACCUGAAGAAAAAACGUUUAGUUGCUCACAGGCUGAAAAGACUUGUUCACGAAAAAGCGCUCAAAAGACAAGAAGCUGCGAAAAGAAGCAUUUUACCUGUCAACAGUGUGAGAAAAGUUUUAACCUAAAAGGAGACCUUAUCAGACACAGGAGAGUUCACACUGGAGAAAAGCUGUUCCCCUGCCAAAGGUGUGAUGUAAGUUUUACUCAAAAAGGAAGCCUUAACAGGCACACAAGAAUUCACUCCAGAAAGACACUUUACACAUGCACUCAGUGUGGAAGGAGUUUUGAACAACAUGGAAACCUUAAAGUCCACAUGAGAAUUCAUACAGGAGAGAACACUUUUACCUGUCACCAGUGUGGAAAAAGUUUCAACAGAAAAGGAAACCUUAGACACCACAUGAGAGUUCACACCGGAGAAAACCCUUUCACCUGCCAACAGUGUGGAAAGAGUUUCACUCAAAAAGUAAACCUUAUCAGACACAUGACAACUCAUACCGGAGAGAAGCCUUACACCUGCCAACAGUGUGGAAAUGGUUUUAAUCAAAAAGGACACCUUAAAAUCCACAUGAGAGUUCACACUGGAGAAAAGCUGUUCCCCUGCCAAAGGUGUGGUGUAAGUUUUGCUCAAAAAGUAAGCCUUAACAGGCACACAAGAAUUCACUCCAGAAAUAAACUUUCCAGAAAGAAGCCUUACACCUGCCAACAGUGUGGAAGGAGUUUUGAACAACAUGGAAACCUUAAAAUCCACAUGAGAGUUCACACUGGAGAGAAGCCGUUCACCUGCCAGCAGUGUGGAAAGAGUUUCACUCAAAAAGUAAGCCUUAACAGGCACAUGAGAACUCACACCGGAGAGAAGCCUUACACAUGCCAACAGUGUGGAAACCGUUUCAGUCUAUAUGGAAACCUUAAAAUCCACAUGAGAACUCAUACUGGAGAAAACCCUUUCACCUGCCAACAGUGUGGAAAGAGUUUCACUCAAAAAGGAAGCCUUAUCAGACACAUGAGAACUCACACCGGAGAGACAGAGUUUCAAUCAGCUUUAAAACUUUAAAGUCCAUAUGAGAAAUCAAAGGCUGCAUUUACGCUUGUCAUUAACAUGCGACUGGUAUCUGGAUGUUGUCCACAUACACAUUGAAAAGACAAGUGUAAACGCGCUUCUGAUUGGAAU
Messenger RNA from Sinocyclocheilus anshuiensis, 1268 nucleotides. Its product is annotated as gastrula zinc finger protein XlCGF8.2DB-like. The transcript is spliced from 2 exons. Gene Ontology annotation, molecular function: DNA-binding transcription factor activity, RNA polymerase II-specific; RNA polymerase II transcription regulatory region sequence-specific DNA binding. Gene Ontology annotation, biological process: regulation of transcription by RNA polymerase II. NCBI's taxonomy places the organism in Eukaryota, Metazoa, Chordata, Actinopteri, Cypriniformes, Cyprinidae. The record is from RefSeq and is a predicted model, not a curated record. The coding region runs from base 21 to 1151 and encodes 376 amino acids. Gene Ontology annotation, cellular component: nucleus.